Physeter macrocephalus (sperm whale) is the source of this 1589-nucleotide messenger RNA. RefSeq names its product translation initiation factor IF-2-like. The transcript has 3 exons. Lineage: Eukaryota; Metazoa; Chordata; Mammalia; Artiodactyla; Physeteridae. The record is from RefSeq and is a predicted model, not a curated record. Bases 1 to 1116 code for a protein of 371 amino acids.
AUGGUGCUGAGUGCGCGCCGGGCCGCUCCCGGCGGCGCUGGGUGGGCGCGAGGGCGGAGGGCGGCCGGCGGCCGGGAGCUUUGCCUCCAAGGCGGCAAGAAGAGGAGGGUGAACAGCCAAAACCAGAACCAGACACCCAAAGUGCUAACAGUUGCAGAAGUCCCAACUCCGGCGGCUCCCGGGGCUGGGGGCGAGGGUCUUGGGUCCUCCCGCCCUAUCGCCGGCCCCGCUCGGAGCUGCGCCGCUGCGAAAGAGAGCGGAGGGCGCGCCCGUGAAGCCAAAAUCCGCCCUCCGUGCCGGCGGCUGCGCUGGCCGCCGCUCUCCUUCCCCGGCUCGGGACCCGAGCCUCCGGCGCCGCGGUGGCCGGGGCCGGGGCCGUGGCCGCGCGCGUCCCGCCCGCCGCCUCUGCGCCGCCAGGCGAGCCAGCCCCCGGGCGGCGGCGCGCCGAUGGCCGAGCCCGCGCCGGCUGCAAGCGGGGCUCCCGCUCCCCGACUGACUGGCGCCGGGCGGGGGGUGGCCGCGGGGGCGGCGUCACCGAGCGGAGAGCGGCGGCCGGGCGGUGCCACCCGCUCCCUCCCGCUCCCCUCCCGCCGCAGCUUCGGUUUCGCGGCCGGCUUCCGGGAGGGUGACCGCGCAGGGGCCGCGCCUGGACCAGAAGUUUGUCCCGGGUCGCGGGCCGCCGGGAGUUGGCGAGCGCGGCGGGCAGGACAGCGGCCUGCGGCCCCGCGGGCGGGCGGGCGAGGCAGCUCCGAUCCCGGCGCCGGACGGCAGUGUCGGCGGGCAGGGCCGGAGGCACCGGGAGUCGCGGGGCCCGCGCUCCCCGGCGGCUGCGGUCCAGGCGAGCCGGCAGAUCCCGGGGCUGCGAGGGUCUGCGGCGUCUCCGCGCCGCGGGCGCCGCGAAGUUGGCGGGCGCCCGGACAGCUAGCUGCGGCCGGGGACACCGAGACCCCGCAGCGCACCGGCAGCCCCGCGCGACACCCGCGCUCCUGCCCCCGGAACCUCGCACCCUCUGAGCAGGACACGCUCGGCCGCUUCAUUGCGUCCCAGCCGUCCCGGGUGGGCCGGAGCGAGCCGCGGGCCAUGCACGGAAGGCGGCGGUCACACGGACCUACGUAACCUGUAACUGGCCAAAGCAGCACUGAGCCCAAAUGGAAGGCCUCUCUUCAAAAGGAAUGGAUUGGACUUCCUCUAAGGAAAGGAUGCUGUAGGAGUCCUUCCAAUGGGACAUUUCUUGUCACUUUUUUUUUUUUUCAGCAGGGGAGUUUUUUAUAAUUUUAAUCCAACCACAUGACACUCCUGUCUCUCUGAGGACAACAGUGACAUUUGCAGAAUGGCUGGUCACAGGGGUGCUAUCAAGCCAGCCCCCCUCAUAUGUCUAAAUAUUUCGACGUUAUUCAUCAAGCUGGCAAACUAUUCUAUACUAUGUUAUAUCUUCCUACCUUGACAAAGAUAACAAUACCAAAAGAUAAGAAAGCCUAUAGUUUUCAUAUGACGAAAGUCAGCAAAAUAUCAAAGACAACUGAAUAUAUCAUUGUGCGUAUCUUUAUUUUCUGUUGGUAGUCUGGCUGUAUGGAUCAAUAAUAAAAAAG